Messenger RNA from Drosophila ficusphila, 3774 nucleotides. It is a transcript of the gene cup, whose product is annotated as protein cup. Gene Ontology annotation, biological process: negative regulation of translation. Gene Ontology annotation, cellular component: cytoplasm; nucleus. Lineage: Eukaryota; Metazoa; Arthropoda; Insecta; Diptera; Drosophilidae. The record is from RefSeq and is a predicted model, not a curated record. Gene Ontology annotation, molecular function: mRNA binding.
UACUCAUCGUACCAAAGUCGAAUAACGGAUCUUAAGAUUAAACUUGAGUUAAACGUGAUUUUUUUCUUUUUUUGGAUAGUUAGAAUUUUCAUCCCAAUCAAAAGUAUUCAUUUUAAUUUUUAAUUAAAAAGCCAUUUAUAAACGUGAGUAUGGACCCUUUGAAUGAUGAGAUGAUCGAAAUGAAGGACGAUUUAAGCGACAAAAGCCCAAUGCAAAUGGCUGAAUCUAUGCAAGAAAAUGGCGCUGGCGCCUUGAAAAUUGCUACCAAUGCGGGUAACACCGAUCAGCCCUCGCGUCACCACCUCUCCAUUUCCGCCGAGGAUCAGCAGGACGAGGUGUUAACUCCCGCCGAGAAAUCCAAGUUCGAGUACCCACCCCCGCCGCCGCCCCCCACUCCCGUUCAAGCUCCGCCAGCGACCAAGGCUACCGGUCUGGAGGGCACUGCUCAUCUUGAACACGACGACGACGAGGCUAACUCUGAGAAGUGGGAGGAUCCCUGCGCCCCUCCUCCUCCGCCACCGCUUCCGACCAGCGCCUUUUUGGCUACCGGAUUGGGCUACCUCAAGCUGCCCGCCUUCAAGCUUAAGGAUGCGUUGGAGAAGGCCAUAACCAAGCUAGAGGCGAACAAGCAAAUGCAGAAAAUCAGCCCUGAGUCUUCUCGUUCCGUUAAACCCAAGAAAGUAGAGGCCAUGGAAUUGUUACCUAGGCGCUCAAGACCGGAGACUCAAGGCGACAGCCCCAAGACAACCACGUCCACUGCUCUGAUGUUGCACCCGAAGUUCCAGAAGCCCGUCGUAAUUCUACAGCUGGAGAGGCGACGUAAGGUUGUCCUUCUGUUGGCCAAGCAAAAUAGAAGUCUUGCAGCAAUUUCUCGGGAUGCCAUUCCAAUGCAUGGAUCUUCGAAGCAGCCGCACGAGGACGAGGGCCUGUCGCUUCAAGUGCUUUCGGCUAGGGCCUCCACGCCGUACACCCAGCCCACCAGCAUGAUGUCAUGCACUGCUGUUAGCUGUGACCUGGAGCACGACUCUCCCAAGAAGCAGCAGGCCAACAAGGAGACCACGUCGGAACAGCAGACCCGACAGGCUGCGCAAAAGCGUGCUGCCAGCAGCUCGAUUCAAAAGCCGGGAAGCCUACGGGCGCCUAAGGCGAUCCGACCUCAGGUCACCCCAAUGAUCAGUUGCAAAUCGGUUAAGAGCUAUACGCGCUCCCAUCUGCUGGACAUUCGCAAUGAGAUGUUCAAUGCUUUGAUGCACAGGUCCAAGGAAAGCUUUGUCAUGCCCCGCAUCGCCACCUGCGAUGACAUCGAACUGGAGGGCCGUCUCCGGCGCAUGAACAUCUGGCGCACCUCGGACGGUACAAGGUUCCGUGCUCGUUCCAGCACCAACAACUCGAAUAUGAACAACAAUGAGUGUAUGCCAGCCUUCUAUAAAAAUAAGAAUAAGCCGCAGUUGAUCAGCGACGACUCCAUUAUCCAAAGUCAACCUCCGCAGCCGCAAACGGAAUUCCAGGAUCCUGCAAUUGUAAACCAAAGACGAAUCGGAAGCGGGCGGUUUAAUCAUUCCAAAUGGGGUUACAACGACGCGGACUACCAUUCCAUGAAACCGUAUCACAAUGGAAAACCGCAGAUCGAAGAGGUCAAUCCGAAGCACCAGAGCAAUGGCAACAUGACGGUUUUACAAUUUUUCGACAACGGAGAGAUCAGCAGUAACCCCACGGGCCAGCCCCAGGGCAGACCAAACACUCCAGUUAUGGGGAUGUCUAAUAAUCGCUCCGAAAACGAAACAUUGGAGUCGAACGAGUCCAGCGAGGAUCUGAGUCGGGCCAACGAGAAUUAUGUGAAGCGCGUGAUGUCCGGAUUCCUGGUUGUGUCCAAACCCAAAUCUCGGGACGCCGAAGAUCGGCAUCAUCGACGCUACAGAAACCAAAACGAAGAGCCGGAGUGGUUCAGCUGCGGUCCCACCUCCAGACUAGACACCAUCGAGCUGUGCGGCUUUGACGAGGAAGAGGAGAGAAUGCUAAAGGAGGGAAACCAUCACCAAGGAACUGGCGAAUUGGAGAGGGAGGUGCAAAGACAUAAGGUGGAACAGAAUAAGUACAAAUGGACGCACUCGGAGCCCGUGGGCCGCAAUAAAUUUAUGCCCAAGCACGAUACAAACAAUAACCAGAACGUAAAAAAUAUGAACAAGGUUUUGGGCAGCGAUCAUCAGCCUCCUCCAAAGGAUGAAAAACGUACAGGCAGUGUUCGUUCGUUUCAGUUUGAUAAGUUUAAUCAAAGUCAACCAAGUUAUGAGAGUAGCAACUAUGUCAAUCAUCAGCAGCUGCCGCAAUCGCAGCCUCAGCAAAUGCAGCAGCAGCAAACUAAUACAAACACAAGUAAUUCUAAAUUUAUGUCGUUUUUCGCCCGGGAGACGAACACCUCGUCGUCUUCGCUCAACGAGUUUUUCAAGCAGGCCAUGAACCAGGGCCACGCCAAUAAUCCGGAUCAGCCCAAGUCGCUGGGUCACACAAACCAGAUGCCGUCAGUGGAGCAGCUAGAGGCCAAAUGGCGCCGCAGCUCGCUGACCACUGCUGGAGAAUCGGCUAACAAGCAGUCUGAUAACUUCCAAAAGCUUAUUGGCUCCCUCAGUUCGGCUAAGCCGCAGCAAAAGGCCCAACCCCAACCGCAGGUGGUAGGCUACGAUGCCAUAUCCAACUUCAUUAUGCAGCAGCAGCAGUACCAGCAACAGCAACAAAAGCAGCACGUCAUCAUCCAACAGCAACAGCACCAGACCUCCUUUCUGGCCGGUUUGCAGCUGAAAGCGAUCCUCGGUCGUGCCGACACCCAGUUGCUUCUACUCCGUCUUACCAAAGGAGAAAUUUCCAAGCACGGAUUAUUGGUGCAGUUGGCCAACCCACGGCUGUCCGACAUGGAUCGCGAAGCCAUUACGGCUGUAUUGCAGUUCACUAAUACCCAGCAGCAGCAGCAACAGCACAAACAGCAGCUGGACAUGUUGUCCAGCACAGUGAUUGCCAGUCAGCUGCAGAAUCUUCACAAUCUGGCCAUCGUCCAGCAGACUUUGGCAGCAAGACAGCAGCAACAGGCACAGCAACAGCAACAGCAGCAGCAACAGGCACAGCAGCAUAAUCCACAGCCACAGAUGCCGCAGCAAUUGACUCAGGAGGACUUGCAGGCACAUGCCAAUGUCAUAAUGCGAAACGCUGUGAUGAAGCGAAAGAUGGAGGAGCAGACCUCCAAGUUAAUUAAUGGCGGGGCCAAACAUCAGACACAGCAGCAGCAGUUAAACCGUGCCCAACAGCGAAACGUCCGACCAGAUGCCGCCUCGAACGCCCUGCUCCAAGCCUUGAUCUCUGGCGGUGGCAACAACCAAGCUGCGAGCCACCUUAUGAACGGACAGCAGCUGCAAUCUCAUUCCAACAACCGACGUUCAGCUGCUGAUGCCAAUGUGCGCUAUGGUGAAAACCAAAAUUUUCAAACCUUCGAGCACAGCCAACCGCACUUGUUGUCGCAAUACAAGCAGCACUAUCAACAAUCCCAGCAACAACAGACUCAGCAGCCACAACAACAGCAUAUUCACCAGCAGAACGUCUCCGGCGGCGGCAAUAAUUUCGGCAAGUCCCAAAUGCAGGCCCAAUCAGCAAUUGCAAUGAUGCCUAAUGGCGGAGAUGAGUUUCAUUAACGGCUUCAAGAGAUUCGCCACAACUACUGUCGGUUUGAUGGCCAUCGGCAUCGGAUCGACCGUCCUCAUCUACACCACCCAUCGCCUUGUUAUCAAG